Messenger RNA from Glycine soja, 1111 nucleotides. RefSeq names its product ethylene-responsive transcription factor ERF113-like. Gene Ontology annotation, molecular function: DNA binding; DNA-binding transcription factor activity. Bases 223 to 1008 code for a protein of 261 amino acids. The record is from RefSeq and is a predicted model, not a curated record. The transcript has 3 exons. Gene Ontology annotation, biological process: regulation of DNA-templated transcription; ethylene-activated signaling pathway. NCBI's taxonomy places the organism in Eukaryota, Viridiplantae, Streptophyta, Magnoliopsida, Fabales, Fabaceae.
UUCCCUUGUUUCCAAUGGAGAAAUAAACCCGUCUUCGAAGUAACAAGCAAGAUACAAGACAAUGAAGAACCUUUCAUAGAGUUGAACAAGGUGGAUCGAAGGCAUGGGAAGAGGCCUCUCCCUUCUGAUCAUGCAUCAAGGGAGAGAAGGGAAGGUUUCAACUUUUCUGUUAACAAAUCUCCACCUAAGAGCCAAGGGGGAGAAGCUUCUCAAUUCUCCUUUAUGCAUCCAAUCAAUACUGGUGAUGAUAGCACCCUUUCUUCACCAAUUCCACAAUAUGGGCAAAUAAGCAAUUCUUGCUUGAUUGAGACUCAGGACCCAUCCCUACAGCCUUUAAAUCAAGGAGGUAAUGGGAGAAAAAGACAUUAUAGAGGAGUUAGGCAGAGACCGUGGGGCAAAUGGGCUGCCGAAAUCCGCGACCCUAAAAAGGCUGCUAGAGUGUGGCUUGGCACGUUUGACACGGCAGAGGCUGCUGCUGCUGCUUAUGAUGCUGCUGCUUUGAAGUUCAAAGGCUCCAAAGCCAAGCUCAAUUUCCCUGAACAUGUUCUUCUUCCUCCUCCUCCAAUAUCAUCAUCAUCACCACCUUGUAAUAAUAAUAAUAAUCAUCAUAGUUAUUAUUAUGGUUCUUCAGCUCUUGCACCUCUUGCACCACCACCACAACAUGUUUAUGAUCAAACACCACCACCACCACAACAACAACCCUUGCUAUCAUCAUCAGCACAAGAAGAAGGGUUUCCAAAUCUAAUGCAGUACGCGCAGCUUCUUUGGAGUAGGGAUGAUGAUGAUCUACAGCGUAUUGCUUCAGGCCUUCAUCAACACCAUCAUCACAAUGAGGCUUUUUAUGAUUCAAGUUCUUCAACUUUGUUCUCAUCAACUUCCACUACUUAUUCUAUGACUGUGUCUGAUCAACAGCAGAAUAUUGGAGAUGACACGAGUACUCCCAUGGGGGCAGAAUAUAAUUAUGGUGGCUGCUUUUUUAGAGGGAGUGAUUUUCAUGACAAGAAUUGAACAUUAUGCUAAGUGUAAGUAUGCUGUGUGUGCUGCUAAAAACCUACCUUUUUCUGUAUUGUUUUCAUAAUUCAAAAUUUCAAAUAAUGCUUCUUGAACUUCA